Tetrahymena thermophila SB210 is the source of this 4233-nucleotide messenger RNA. RefSeq names its product zinc finger lsd1 subclass family protein. The record is from RefSeq and is a predicted model, not a curated record. NCBI's taxonomy places the organism in Eukaryota, Ciliophora, Oligohymenophorea, Hymenostomatida, Tetrahymenidae. The transcript is spliced from 4 exons.
AUGUAUAUAACUUAUAAAACUUGGUAAGGUACAAAAAUAUUAGGAGUAACUUCUACUUUUGUUGAAUAUUACAGUUUAUCUUGCCCUCAAGGGUAUUUUUAUUCAUUUACUGUUAAAGAUUGUGUUUAGACUUGUGAAAGCUAAACUUAUCCAGAAUAAAACUCAUUAAAUACUAGUCUUUUACCUUCAUGUAAUCCAUGUAAUUCGAGCUGUUUGCAAUGUUCUGGCCCUCUCUCCACUAACUGUAAAAGCUGCCCAUCUUCCCUCCCUUUCUUUAUUGUAUAAAGUAAUUAAUGUCAAUCAGUACAACCAGGUACAGGUUAUAUUUGUUAAUAAAGUUCAGAUUUAACUUUACCUUAUCAAUAAAACUGUUAUUCUUGUGAUUCUACUUGUUUAACUUGUUCAGGUAGUCUCCCAACUAAUUGUCUUAGUUGUUCUUAAUCUUUUCCUUAUUUUGUUACUUCCACUAAUUAGUGCCUUUCAUCUCCGAAUAGCAAUUUCUAAUGCUAGCAAAAUAAUACUACCCCUACUUAUCAAUUAAAUUGUUAAACUUGCAGUCCAAACUGUUAAACUUGUUUUGGUCCUUUAUCUAAUAAUUGUUAAAGCUGCCCUCCUAAUCUACAAUUUUUUAAUACUAAUACAAAUGAAUGUCUUCUUUAAGCUCCAGCUACAGGAUAUUAUUGUUACAAUAGCACUGGUACAUCUCCAUCAUACCAAUAAAAUUGUUAUCCUUGCUAUAUAUCAUGUUUAUAAUGCUCGGGACCACUUUCUACAAAUUGUUUAAGUUGCACUACUUCAUUCCCUUUCUAUAACUUAUCAACUAAUUCUUGUUUACCCUUAGCUCCUAGCUAAGGUUAUUUUUGUCAAUAAAGCUCAAACACAAGUUUAUCUUAUUAAUAAAAUUGCUCACUUUGUGAUUCUACUUGCUUGACUUGUUCAGGAAGUCUCCCUACUAACUGUAUUAGCUGCUCAAGUUCAUUUCCUUAUUUUAAUAUUUAAACAAAUUCUUGUCUUUCAAAAGCUCCAGGCUCAAAUUUUUAUUGCCAGUAAAAUUUAACUAAUCCUACUUAUUAAUUUAAUUGCAAUAUCUGCAACAUAAAUUGUUUGACUUGUUCAGGAUAAUAAUCUAAUAAUUGUUUAAGUUGUCCUUCUACUCUAUCAUUUUUUAAUACUAAAACAAAUGAAUGUCUUCUUUAAGCUCCAGCUAUAGGAUAUUAUUGUUAAAAUAGCAACGGUUCAUACCCAUCAUAUCAAUAAAACUGUUAUCCUUGCGAUCCUAGUUGCUUUUAAUGCUCAGGACCUCUUUCUACAAAUUGUUUAAGUUGCCCUACUUCAUUACCUUUCUAUAAUCUAUCAACUAAUACUUGCAUAGCAUCGGCUCCUAUUUAAGGUUAUUAUUGCCAAUAAAACUCAAACACUAGCUUGUCUUACUAAUAAAAUUGCUCACCUUGCUAUUCGACUUGCCUCAAUUGCUCAGGUAGUCUCCAAAAUAAUUGUUUAAGUUGCACAAGUUAAUUUCCCUAUUUCAACAUUUAAACUAGUUCUUGUCUUUCAAAUAUUCCAAGUUCAAACUUUUAUUGCAUACAAAAUCUAACUAACCCCACUUAUUAGUUUAAUUGUAAUACUUGUCAUAUUAAUUGUUUAAGCUGUACAGGUCAAUUGUCUAAUAAUUGUUUGAGCUGUCCUCCUUCUCUACCAUUUUUUAAUAUCAAAACUAAUGAAUGCCUAGUUUAAGCUCCAGCAUCAGGAUAUUAUUGUUAAAGUAGCUCUAACACAUCGCUAUCAUAUCAAUAGGACUGCUAUCCUUGUGAUUAAAGCUGCUUGUAAUGCUCAGGUCCUAUUUCUACAAAUUGUUUAAGUUGCACUACUAUUUUCCCUUUUUACAACUUAUAAAAUAAUUCUUGCUCUGUUUAAGCACCUAAUUCAGGUUACUUUUGCACAAAAAACUCAAAUAUCAAUUUAUCUUACUAAUAAAAUUGCUAGCCUUGUGAUUCUACUUGCUUAACUUGCUCAGGAACGCUCCCUACUAAUUGUCUCAGCUGCGCUAGUUCUUUUCCUUACUUUAAUACUUAAACUAAUUAAUGUCUUUCCUAAACACCAGGUUUUAAUUUUAAUUGUCAAAAAAACACAAAUUUUCCAAACUAUUAGUUUAAUUGCAAUUCCUGUAAUAGUAAUUGUUUAAGCUGUACAGGACCUUUACCUAAUAAUUGUUUAACUUGUCCAACUUCUCUACCAUAUUUUAAUACAUCCACUAAUGAAUGCUUUUCAUAAAUUCCAAACCAAGGAUAUUUUUGCUAAAAUAGUUCCAGUCCAUAACCAUCAUAUCAACAAAAUUGCUAUAUUUGUGAUAUAAGCUGUCAAAAUUGUAAAGGACCUCUUACUACUGACUGUACAGCAUGCUCGCAGUCAUAUCCUUAUUAUAACACUCUUACAAAUACUUGUAUUUAGUAAGAACCUUCUGGUUUUGCUUGCUAAUAAUCUCCUAGUAACUAUCCUUCAUACUAAUAAAAUUGCUAUCCUUGUAACGAUAAAAAUUGUCUUAUAUGCACAAAUACUUUACCAAACUCCUGCAUACAGUGCUCAUCAAAUACUUAUUUGUAUAAUAAUAGCUGCACAUUAACAAAACCUUCUCCAGCAUUUUGCGAUAACAAUAAUAAUUGCCAAGCUUGCACUAUUUAAUUCUGUCUCAACUGUGAAUAAGGGCCUUAAACUUGUAGUUUAUGCCCUCCUUCAUUUUAUAUAGAUUUAAAUUCAAACUAAUGCAGAUGCCCUUAUGCUACUUAUUUAGAUUCAAGCAAUAAUAAUUUUCAGUGUUUAUCAUGUCCAGCAAAUUGCGCGAUAUGUGUAAAUAGCACAACUUGCUAACAAUGUGCUUCGAAUUCAUCACCAGAUCCUUUAUAUCCAGGAAAUUGUAUUUUGAAUUGUUAGUCAGGAUAAUUUUAUGAUAGAUAAACACAAAGUUGUUAAAAAUGUGUUCCAACUUGCCUUACUUGCUUUGAAUCUAAUAAUAAUUGUUUAUCAUGUAAAACUGGUGCUUAAACUAUAUUUAAUUAAAUAAAUAAUAUAAAUGAAUGCGUUUGUAUAGAUUAAAAAGAUACAUUGAGCGAGUUAACUGGUAUAUGUUAGUAAUGUCCAGAUCCCAUGUGCUAAAAGUGUGACUCUAAUAAUAGAAUUGCAUCUAAUGUCCAUAAGAAAAUUGUUUGGAGUGUUUACCAGAUGGAUCUUAAUGCCUUUAAUGUAAAAGUGGAUUCUUCUUUGACAAUAAAUUAGAAACCUGUAGCUUUUGUAAAUAAGGUAAAUUUACUGAUAAUGAAAAUAAAUGUAGCUAAAAUUGUAUUGAUUAAUGUGAAUUGUGUUCAGAUACAAGUUCAUGUUUUUAAUACUAUUCUAAUGCCACUUUUGUUGGGAACUAAUGCUAUUUUACAUGUAGUAAAUGCACAGGAAGUAAUAGUGAUUAAUGCUUAGAGUGUAGUUCAUCAACUAGGACUCUUGAUCAAUAAACAAAUAGUUUUAGAUUAAACAGGAAUUUUUGCAUGCCACAAUGCUAAAUUCAACUAUUUUAAUAUUCUUGAUAGUUAAAUUUUAGUAUUUAGCUAAGACAUUCCUCAAACCAAAGACUCAUCUAAUAAUUUAAGUAUUUUGGUUUUUUUUGGUUAUGCCUUUUUAUCAUAUUUAUUUAUUGCUCUAGGAUAUUUAUAUUUUAAAAUCGUUGAUAAUAAGUGUUUGAAUUUGAGAAAUUCUCAUAGGAGCUUAGUUAUAAAAUAUUUCUUGAAUUGGAAUUUAUUCAUAAAAGUGAAUAGAAUAUCAAGUAAUAUGAUAUUGAUGUACACAAUUAAUAAUUUAGAAAUGUUUAAAUAAUUAAACCUUUACUCUGUAUGCACUAUAGUUUAUGGUAUAUUAUAUCUAAUAUUUAUUUUGCUUGAAGUAUAUGUAGUAAAGACCGUCCCUAGUAAUCAACAAUUAAAGUUUUUAACAGAUAACUUAAAUACUAAUUCCAAGGCAAGUUUGAUGUUUUGGUUAAUAGCAGAAUUAAAGAAAAUAGCUUUUUGCUUAGCCUUUUUACUAAGCUAAAGUUACUUUUUAUGGGCAUAAUUUUCUACUUGUACCUUUAUUCUAAUAACAUUAUCACUAAGCAAGCCUUAUAAUAAUAAAAGAAGAGAUUUGUAUUAUCAUCUCCUUAUUAUUAGUAAGUUAAAUAGCUUUGGCAGCAUUUAAUUGUUUGAUUAUUAUUGA